This is a messenger RNA of Hyalella azteca, 419 nucleotides long. RefSeq lists its product as uncharacterized. NCBI's taxonomy places the organism in Eukaryota, Metazoa, Arthropoda, Malacostraca, Amphipoda, Hyalellidae. Gene Ontology annotation, cellular component: membrane. The record is from RefSeq and is a predicted model, not a curated record.
GUACUGGGAAUAGUGGCAGUGGCCAUCACCGGUCACUACAUCAAGUGGGACUCUAGUUACUAUGAGAGUAUGGUACCUGAACUGUUCUUCCUGCUGGUAGCUACCACCUGCCUCAUCACCACCACGCUGCUGCUGCUGUCCUGCCUCUGUUCCAUCGCCACGGCCUCCAUCAUACCGAAGACUCUCUUCGAAACUUUGUACCACAUUGUAGCAUCUCUACUCUACCUGUCCGCCGGUUUGUGCUUCAUCAUCUACCUGAACUCGGAGCAGAACCGACGCUACGUUACCAACUAUGGUCCUAAAACUGCCGCUGCUGCGAUCGGGCUGGUGAACACAGCGCUGUACUUCCUGGCCUGCUUCUACUCCGUACGCUCCUACCGCCGGGGCUAAAAUGUACGUGUCUGCUCCAGGUACGUCCU